UCGGUCCGCCACGCGCUGCGUGUUGAAACUCACAUUUGGAACCGAGUCAAAAAGAGGAAAUGAGUCUCUCGUCGCUCGCUCCUUGCGCCUCUGUGAGUUUAGUCCCGUAGCGCCGCAGGAGGGAAACGCUUCAAGGUAAAAUGAAAGACCGACUGUGCGAUCUGCAGAGCUUCCCCGCAGAGGAGGAGAAUGGCCCCAAUGGUAUCCACAGCAACGAGGACGAGGAGCUGCUGGAGCAGCACGCCGUCGUCUUCCAGGGCGAGGACGUGAUGGACAGCAUCUACAAAGACGCCCAGAUGAUGAGGAAGGAGAUGCUGCUCCUCAAGUUGGACGUGAAGCGCAUGGGGAAGCAGAACACGCGCUUCCUCACGUCGGUGAGGAGGUUUAGCAGCAUCAAGCGGGACGCCAACGCGCUCGGCAGGGACAUCAAGGCACGGGGGGAGGCCAUCUACGCCCGGCUGGAGAAGAUGGGGAAGCUGAGCAAGGAGCUGGAAGAAGAGCAUGGCCCCACGUCGGCCGUGGCUCGCAUGGUGCGCUCGCAGUACGUGUCCCUGACCAGCGCCUUCCAUGAAGCCAUAUCCGAGUUCAACGAGGCCGAAAUGAUCCAGAGGGAGAACUGCAAAAACCGCAUCCAGAGGCAAGCGGAGAUCAUGGGCAAGGAGGUGAGCAGGGAGCAGAUAGACGAGAUGAUCGAGACGGGGAAGUGCAACAUCUUCGCGGAUAAUCUCCUCCAGGAGGGCAGGACUGCCAGGUCGGCUCUGAACGAGAUAGAGAACAGGCACAAGGAGCUGCUGGAGCUGGAGAGCCGCAUCAGGGACAUCCACGAACUCUUCUUUCAGCUGGCGCUGCUGGUGGAGGAGCAGGGCUCUAUGCUGGACAACAUAGAGGCCAACGUUGGCGCGACUCAGGACUACGUCGCUAAAGCGACGGUUCAGAUCAAGAAGGCAGUGAAAUAUAAGAGAAACAAUCCGUGCAAGAAGCUUUUCUGCUGCUGCUUCCCUUGCUGCAAAUGAGACUUCUUUAGCAAAACGAUUCCUUUAUCUGUAUCUACAGAACUGACUCCAGGCAUAAGCAAAGUCUUCAAAUUUGUGUCUACUUUUAAGUGAGCUUUAAGAUUAGAGGGCACUAAAUCAGCUGCUGCCCCAGGAUCCUCCAGAAUCGUGGGCCGGCCAUGUACCUGUGUCUAUUUAAUUUGAAGUGUUGCACUGCAGUGUCCAGCAACAGUACCUUGACAUCACAGUUGUUUGUUCUUUUUUUUUUUUUACAGUGUUAAGAAGAAGGAAGAGUCACUUCAAACCACACACUCAUAUGCAAAACUGAGACAGUGUAAUUUGGAUGUUACAUUUCCUGAUUGUUACUUUGAUUAUAUUUUCAUCAGCGCCCUUUGACCUGCUGUAAAGACAUAAAUCUGAAGCUCUGUCAUUUUUUUUGCAGUGUAAGAUAUUUAAUGUAACUUUCUUUUUCUUUUUUUUUUUUUUUAAGUGAGAUUAAAUGCCUUUGAGUGGUUUUGCCAGCGCGAGUAUGAAGCUAGAAAUAAAAGUGGUCCUGGUUCCUGCUGCAGCUGCUGUUGUUCAACAGGUCUUUAGAAAUACAUUAAGGCCUCUAAUUAAGGGAAGAUUUGUUUACAUGCUUUAUGAAUCUAAAGCCUGGCCAACCUACUUCGCCUACAGGCCUUUUGUUGUCUUACUCGACUGAGAGCUCCCGCAGUUUCAGAUGAAACGGCAUUAUCUUAAGUCAACAGUACACAACAGGAGCCAGUGACGUGAGCCGUCAGCUUUUCUCAUGACCUGAAUCGAUGUGGACGUGUUUGCUUAGGCUGAGCAACAGCAACAAUAGAACGGGGAGCGGAUCAGAAGGCUCUCCGUCCGUGCAGCGUGAGAGCCGAGGCGAAAAUGUGCGACGCGCCAUCUCCCACAGGAGGUGUCAGCUGGCAGCGUGAAGGUGAGUCAGAUGGCCGUGGUUGUCGUGGGCGUUUUUCGAACUGCAACGUUGCCACUCAAUGUUGAAAUGAGUCUGCAAUGAUUGCACUUCCUCCACCAGCAGCAUCGCUGUGGUUGACAUGUCUGCUGGGGUGGAGUGGGGGCUUACAGGCAGCGUGACCGGCUCUGUGCGAGGCGUUGCACCAAGACUUUCACAGAGUUGUUGCCCGUCGGCCUCACACGGCUGCUCGCGUUUUUGUUGUGGCUGGCUGCAGACCCCAGCCUGGCAGAGGCUUAGCUGUAGGAGAUUAGAUUGGAUGGGCUCAAUCCUUGUGGGUUUCCAGCCCCCACGUUUGAUGGGAAGUGUGGCUGUUUGAGAGCUAUCGCCUGUACAUGUAGGCCGGGAAACUCGAGAAGAAAUUCCUUUAAAAUAUUUAAAUAUGACAA
This is a messenger RNA of Poeciliopsis prolifica (blackstripe livebearer), 2366 nucleotides long. RefSeq names its product syntaxin 11a (gene stx11a). Gene Ontology annotation, cellular component: SNARE complex; endomembrane system; synaptic vesicle. Gene Ontology annotation, molecular function: SNAP receptor activity; SNARE binding. Gene Ontology annotation, biological process: exocytosis; intracellular protein transport; synaptic vesicle fusion to presynaptic active zone membrane. The record is from RefSeq and is a predicted model, not a curated record. The transcript has 2 exons. The coding region runs from base 141 to 1013 and encodes 290 amino acids. Lineage: Eukaryota; Metazoa; Chordata; Actinopteri; Cyprinodontiformes; Poeciliidae.